This is a messenger RNA of Cutaneotrichosporon cavernicola, 768 nucleotides long. RefSeq lists its product as uncharacterized. Gene Ontology annotation, molecular function: chromatin binding; histone binding. Gene Ontology annotation, cellular component: nucleus; chromatin. The transcript is spliced from 7 exons. The coding region runs from base 1 to 768 and encodes 255 amino acids. Gene Ontology annotation, biological process: nucleosome assembly. Lineage: Eukaryota; Fungi; Basidiomycota; Tremellomycetes; Trichosporonales; Trichosporonaceae. The record is from RefSeq and is a predicted model, not a curated record.
AUGCCUGACAAGUACGAGGCUGAGCUCCCCGACGAGGUCCAUGAGCUUCUUGCGGCUGCCGACAAGGACCGCGAGAUCCGUCUCACGCGCGCGGCCACCGCCGAGAACCUCAAGUUCCUCGAGCUCGUGCGCUCCAAGGUCAAGGAUGUCCCCCUCUUCUGGGCAGUCACGCUUCUCUCUCACCCCGAGCUCGGCCAGGCCGCGUCGUCGACCAGCGACAAGGAGGUUUUCAAGUACCUUACCGACGUUGAGCUUGUGCAGGAUGCGCAUGACCCGCGCGAGUACGAGAUCGUUUUCCACUUCAAGGAGAACCCGUACUUCACCAACACCGAGCUGCGCAAGAAGUACUCUCUCCCGAAUGGCACCAAGCCCGCACCUGCCGACGGCACCAUCACCGAUGAGAUGCGGGCGUUUGAGGCCAUUGACCUUGAGCCCAGCUCCAUGACCAUCGAGUGGAAGGCCGACAACGACCUCAUCGCCAAGCACCCCCGCAAGCUCAACAGCGAGGACGACGAGAUUAUCGACGGCGACAUCGGCUCGUUUUUCCACUUCUUCACUGAGAAGUCUGACAUCAUGAGCCUCGGCGGCACCAUCAUCGACGUGCUCGCUGAGCCCCUCGAGUUCUUCGCCAACGACCCCUCCGGUUUCGACUCGGACUUUGACGAGGAGGACGAGGAGGACGAGGGCUCGAUCGACCUGGGCGACGACGAUGACGAGGACGAGCCCCAGCGCAAGAAGCAGAAGAAGGAGCGAUGCUGCCACCCCUAG